AUUUAGCCCAAAGAAAGUGUAGCCUGCGCGGAAACUUAAUUUCGGAGUAUUUAGUCUGGGACCUACUAUUAAACCCAUGGCCUUGUUUCCUGUUUCUCUCACUGCGAAGAGUUGAUGAACUUCUACAUCUGGUGAAACUGCUUUUAUUACGCGAUCUAUAGCUGUUUUUGUGCCGGCAUUGUAUCAUCAAAGAAAAGGCCAAAGGUUGCAUUUUGCUGUAAAGAUCAAGUGAGUCAGCAUUAAGUAACGUGUAGUAACACCUCCCGAACCUGAAAAUGAAACUCUGCGGGAUUGAUCUGGUCUGACUGAUGUCAUUUCUGAUCAAAGUGACCUUUAUCAGGUGUUUUAGGAGCACAAAGUAGGACACAGACAAGAACUCGUUACCCCCAGAUUAGAUUUGCACCUGGAAGUAAGCAUGGCUGUUUUUGAGAAAAGACAAGGAAUGGCAAAGUGAAACCAAAAUAAAACCCCUUUCCAUGUUAUUUCUCUGUGCUUGCCUCAAAGAACAGCACUUUGGUGUCACACAUGGGCUUGAAACAAAUGUGUGCCUCUCAGACAAACUGCAACCAAAACCACAAGGCAAACUACAUGUGUUUCUAAGUGACGCGCCUCUGACACACCAGGCAGGAAGAUGUGUGGUUUGCGUAACGGAGCGGGACAGGAAGGUGUCACAGAAAAUGAGUGCUGGCAAUCCCAUGCUGAAGGUUUUCUGAUGAGUCUCUCUCUCUGCUUUUUCUUUUUUGGUACAGCUGGCCGCAAAAGAUCUUUGUUCCUAAUGGAGGAGGUUUUUCGAGAGUCUGAGCUUUGUACUUGGGUUCCACAGACGGGCUGGAAAUAGAGCCUUUGUUUUAUCUUUCACGUGUAGUGGGGAAAGCUUUUGAGGAAACAAACCUGUGUGGUCGCUUGUUGUCGGCUGGAAACAGCAGAUAUCUAUUCUGCGGGGUUGUUUUCUUUUUUUUUUUGUUUUCACACUUUUCCUUUACCUGUUGAGUGGAAAUGAGCAUCGGAAGGGGAAACGUGAACAUCAAAUAAUAGAAUGGGUGUUAAGCACCAAAAGAGAAGGCCUGUUGCACCCAGCCCACAGUAAAGAAACUUUUGGAGCAGAAGAGAAGACGCGAGACGUCAGCUGUGCUUCCCCCUUGCUCUGCUUCCAGUACAAGUCCAAUUCCUCCGACUACUGUUGCAGAUCUGUCUUCAUCAGAACCAUUUGCGCUUACAGGUGGAGCAAUUAGCUACCCAGACAUGGCAGUGAGCUAUCAGCCAUGGGCCUCAGCCCUUGAAUCUACCCAGAGUUACUACAGCAGUGCUCCAGGACCCAGCUAUGAUUCAGACUACCUAACAAUGCAAACUGAAUACAGCACACAACAGCAUGUCUCAGUGUUUGCAGACUCAAUAUCGCCGCCAUAUGACUGCUCUGUAGCGGUGGCAGAACCCAAUAUGGCUUCUUCUUGGCCACACAUCGGUCAGAGUACACAGCAUAUUUAUGGUUCUUCAAUGGAUUCUUUAAAGCUGGAUGAGGCCAGAUUGCUGCUCAGUGGCAUGGACUACAGCAGAACCACUUGUCAGGAUGAAGACGGUGACACCAUCCUGCACAUCUACACAGCCAAAGGACUCAGGGAAUAUGCCAUCGCUGCUGCAGAGAGGCUGAGGGAAGUAGGGAGGCUUGAUGCUAAGGAACACAAAGGAAAGACUGCUUUGUUGGUGGCAGUGACAGCCAACCAGCCAGAGAUUGUGCAGGAUCUUCUGUCGUUAGGGGCAGACAUAAACGCCUGCGACUUUAAAGGUCAAACUGCUCUUCACUUGGCUGCUCACUAUGGAUUUCCAGCAGUUCUGGAGGCAAUUCUGUCAGGUAGACGAAACGUCAACUUGGAGGCCCGCAAUUUUGAGGGUAUGACUCCCCUACACUGUGCAGCCAUUUCUCACAGUGUCACCAUGAAAGCGUCUACAGCCGCACCGGAAGAUGUUAGUCUUCAGGCCAAAGCUGAUGAGAAGCUCUCUUGUGUACAGAUGCUGCUCAUUGCAGGGGCAUCCCUUCUCAGCCAGGAAAUCAAAAGUAACAAGACAGUGCUGCACUUGGCUGUGAAGGAAGGUAACAUUAAACUGGUGGACUACCUGCUGGGGAUUCGCCUGCCAAACAUGAAAGACUUUGUCAACAUGAAAGCUCACGGUCACACGGCUUUACACAUGGCGGCAGGUCUUCAUGGUAACCCAAACCAGGAAAAGAUCCUGCAGCUGCUGUUGGACAGAGGAGCCGACCCCAGCAUGCGCAACCUGGAAAACGACCAGCCAGCUCAUUUGCUGCAGAGCGGCCCACAAGGAGAACGGCUCAAGUUCAUGUUGAAGAGACGAAGCAGUUCUCGAUCUGGCAGAACCAGGAAUAAUUUAGACCACUUGUAAUCCCGUUUUGGUGGGAUGAAGAAUCUUCAAGAUGACUCCUUUGUUGAGAAGGGGAAAAAACUUAUUUUUGUUUUUUUGGGAGUCUUUGACCUGUUGAUGAAAAAAAAAACUGAGUAUGCUAGAUUUAUUAUUAGAUUAAUUAUGCUUAUCAUUUAUUGCCCAUAAAUGAAAAGUGUAACAAUUUUUUCAGGACCAUUGAGUUAAUUUUUAGUCUUUUGGCAAAAACAUAUCUACAAAGUGAAAAAUGCAUGCGCUAUAUACACUCACCGGCCACUUUAUUAGGUACACCUUGCUAGUACCGGGUUGGACCCCCUUUUGCCUUCAGAACUGCCUACAAUACUCAGGUAGACUGUGACCUUGACAUGAUGCUCAAUUGGU
Girardinichthys multiradiatus is the source of this 2775-nucleotide messenger RNA. RefSeq names its product NF-kappa-B inhibitor delta (gene nfkbid). Gene Ontology annotation, cellular component: nucleus. Gene Ontology annotation, molecular function: protein binding. NCBI's taxonomy places the organism in Eukaryota, Metazoa, Chordata, Actinopteri, Cyprinodontiformes, Goodeidae. The coding region runs from base 1243 to 2397 and encodes 384 amino acids. The transcript is spliced from 12 exons. The record is from RefSeq and is a predicted model, not a curated record. Gene Ontology annotation, biological process: regulation of gene expression.